Messenger RNA from Alosa sapidissima (American shad), 9773 nucleotides. RefSeq lists its product as uncharacterized. Bases 170 to 9367 code for a protein of 3065 amino acids. Gene Ontology annotation, molecular function: RNA polymerase II cis-regulatory region sequence-specific DNA binding; serine-type endopeptidase activity; DNA-binding transcription factor activity. Lineage: Eukaryota; Metazoa; Chordata; Actinopteri; Clupeiformes; Clupeidae. The transcript has 13 exons. Gene Ontology annotation, biological process: regulation of transcription by RNA polymerase II; proteolysis. The record is from RefSeq and is a predicted model, not a curated record.
CGUAAUUUCCUGGGGCCGCCGAAGUGUUUCCGCACUGUUGUGUGUUCAUAGCAUAGCAUAGCAUAGCCUAGCAUAGCAUAGCCGUUCUCUGCUCUCUGUUUUCUGCACCCACCCCUGUGGUUGUGUUGCAGGGAAGCGCGAGGGGCCCCUGGAGUGGAAUAGAGUCAUCAUGGCUGCUGUUUAUUCCGAAAAAGGUGGCACAUUGCAAGGAAAUGUUGUUGUACUUUCAAAAGAAAACGAAGAGGGUACAUGUAAUGCUGGAGUACCUAGCGACCCCAACCAAAUUAAAGCAGAUGAUCUAGGUGCAUUCGUAGACUCAAAGCUUAGUGGCCCAGCUACAUCUAAGAACCACGCCGAGAUGGAUGGGAUGAACGCCAUGCCAUCCAUUAUAAUAAAAGAAGAGCGAAUUGAGGAUGAAGAAUAUAUGCAGAUAAACUUAAGUGAUGUCGGUGUAGAGUCGGAGGAGACCGCUGCUGAUAAUGGGAAUGAGUCCACCCAAGAAGAAAAUGUUGAUGUGAAGCUGCGUAGCAUGAGGUGCCAGGACUGUGGGCAGCAGUUCACACGCUGGGAAGCCUUCAAGAUCCACCUGCGCAAACACGUAGAAGAGGAGGCCACAGCAAGGAAGCGUCCCCUGCAGCCUCAGAACCAAAACGGCGGGAAAAGGAGGAGAGAUGAAGACAGAAUUGACGUUAAAGAUGAGGAUGAGGAAGUUGAUGUUGUUGGUUUUGAAGAUAAGGGGGAGGAGGAGGAGGAGGAGGAGGAUUUUUUUGAUAGUACUUGCCAGAUCAAACCCUCUGAGAUUGUGAAGGUUCGCCCUCGCGUUGCCAUGCUGUCGCAGGAAGAGAAGCCAGUCUACGGAAGCAGCAAUCAAGUCUAUACCUGUAAGAUCUGUGAAAAAGUGUAUUACUACCUGGAGUCGUUCAGAAACCACCAGAAGACACAUACCGAGGUGCAGAGAGAGAUCCACCCCUGCCUACUCUGUGGGAAGCUCUUCAAACGUGCAAAUGCUUUAUUUUUGCACAUGAGAGUGCACAAAACCCCUGUGGUGAGUGUGCGCAAAACUCCUGUGGUGGCAAGUAAACCCCCAGAACACCAUUGUGACCAGUGCAAGAAGUCUUUCCAGUCUACUCAGUCCUGGCUAGAGCACAAGGAAAUUCACAAGAAGAAGCAAUUUUGGUGCCUCUCUUGUUCCGAGGGCUUCAAGGACGCUGAAUCCCUGGAUACGCAUCUGCUUCACCAUGACAUGAAACGUCACCGGUGUAACAUAUGCUUCAAGUCCUUCAGAGUGGCCUCCGAGUUGCUCUACCAUUGCAACACUCACACAGGAUUCAAGCCGUACAACUGCAAAUUCUGCGAUAAGGAUUUUCCCCAGCUGGACAGCCUGAUGAAACACCAUAAGACGCAUCUAAGUGUGCACAUGGAGGGUACCAAUGAACAGCUGGACCAGGGGAAGAGCACUAACCAUGAGGAUAAAAAGGUUAGUAUGAUGGAAAAGCUUAAAAAGUUCAUUGGGAACAAGGGUUCAAAGGAACAAGUCCAGACACCUGACAAGUUUUUGUGGCAGGCCCAUCAUGAGGCAGAAGCAAUGCUAGGUUCUGGGUCAGAGGAGAGUGAAGAGGUUGUCUGUUACAAUGGCAACAAGGAGGGUUCUGAAUCGGAUUCUUCAGUGAGCAAUGAUACAAGCGCAAAGUUCUUUGUAAAUUCUAACUCAUCAGAAGAAGAGGAGGAACAGGGAGAGUCGAUGGAGAUAACAGGAAAUGCCAUGGUGCAGAGAGAAGGUGGCCAUUGUGAGGAAGAAAAGGAUGAGGAUGAUGUGGUAUUCACAGGACAGGUAUCUGCACCUCUGCAACAGGUAGAGGAAUGGAGGUGCUUUGAAUGUGGGACCUCUUUCUACCAAGAGGCAGAGCUUCACCUGCAUUACAUGAAACAUGCCAGUGGUGAGCUUGCUCCUCGCCUGGCCCUUCACCUGGGAGAGCACCACCUGUUCAAAGAGGAGGGCACAGAGCAGCGUAUCUGGGCAGAGAAGGUCAUCCCCCACCCUGCCUACGAUGACAAUGGCUACGACAACGACUUCAUGCUGAUCAAGCUGAGCGAGCCAGCCGUCUUCAACCAGUACGUCCAGCCCAUUCCACUGGCUACCAGCUGUGCCCAGCCAAGCGCCAAGUGUCUCGUGUCUGGCUGGGGCAAUCAGAUCAACACCGGAGUUAACUACGCGUCACUUCUGCAAUGCCUGGACCUCCCGGUGCUCUCCCAGUCCCAGUGUGUGGAUGCCUAUGGCCACAUGAUCACUGAUAACAUGUUCUGUGCUGGUUUCCUGGAAGGAGGCAAAGACUCCUGUCAGCUUCAAUCACACAACAAAUUCAAAACAUUCUGUGAAAGGAAUAAAAGGCAAGGGGACAUGGACGUCAUAAAUAGGGCAAUGGGUGAACUGAGGUCAAGUCCUGAGGGUGGGACUGCGGAGAGUGACCCAGAGCCCAGGGUCCCGUCUGAGGAAUGCCCCAAGUCCUCUCCUGCAGCCGGUGCGUCAGAGAAUCACACCCAUGUUGACACUUUUGGGAAGGGCACACAAUUCAGCACCCCGAAAGAUGCAGCGCCUCACCCUGGGGACCCAGAAGAAGCAACAAGUGCACCACACCUCCCAGACACAUUCAAGCUGAAGUACAGUCCUUCCACUGAGCCAGUUUCCGCCAAGGGCACGACACCUGAAUCCACAAACCAAGGGCACAAUGGCAGCACUUCACCCACCAAAGAGACGUUUCCAGGUCCCAAGGCUGCUGUUGGCAUUAAGAAAGAUGCAAAGGCUGCUGGCGUCACCACGGGUGCAAAGAGGAAUAUUCCUGCCAAAAGGAAUCGAAUGGACCCGCUGAAGUUGGACAUGACAAAACCCACAGUUAUGCCUCUCACUUCCUCCCAACUCUCUCUGCAGUGUCUUGAGUGCCACAUCAUUUUCAGCGACGACAAGAGCAAGCAGCGGCACCUCAAGAUGAGCCACCCAGCGGAGUAUGAGCAGUGCAUGCUGGGAGAUUCUCUGUUCGCUUGCUACGUCUGCGACCGGCAUUUCGCCAACUCCACCGAACUCAUGGCACACCAGCGAACUCACACAGAAAAGCGGCCUUUCAAAUGUCUCCUCUGCGGAGAGGCGUUCAAGAGAUCAUCUGAACUCACCACGCACAAGAAGAUCCACUGUAGCAGCCAGGGGUACAAAUGCUCGGACUGUGGCAAAACCUGCAAGACCUUGACUCUGCUCAAAUAUCACAGCCGCACACACACUGGGGAGAAGCCCUAUGUGUGUAAAGAGUGUGGCAAGAGGUUCAGCAUGCCGAAAGCACUGCAGAGACAUAUAGAGACUCACACACAGGAUGAAGGGGAAGAAAAUGGUGAUGGAACAAUUGCUUCUGCAAAAUUAAAGAAACAGAAGAGCAACGGUCCAUCAGAAAGGAAAUACUCAUGUCCACAGUGCAAAGCCAUGUUUAAGACGGAGAAGACACAACUUCACCAUAUUAAGUUCAAGCAUUCACAGAACAAAAAUAUGCCUCCUAGCCGUGCUCUUGUCAAACAGCAUCCACUCAAUCAAGGCCCACCGCCACCUUUACUGACCCAUGCAACAAUAGGUCAAACACCAGUACUUCGGCUACACUCUGGUGGACAGACGCCACAAUGCAUUGAGCCGGAGCAAAUUAAGAGACUAAUAGAAUCACUUGGAAACGUUCAAAAGGUGAAUCAGUUAGUCAUAUACGGAUUGGAGCCAGUGUCAUUUCAGUCACAGACUAUGAAUCUGCAGCCAGUUCCGGGUGUUGUUCAGCCGAUCAGAUUUGACAUGACACAGAUGCCUUCUGUGGAGUUAAAGCUGGUGACUGAAGAUUCAGAUCAAGCCAAACAACACAUUGAAUCCACAGGACCAGAAAUGAAUGGGGGACAAGGGAAGGCCGAUGCUCAUUCAUCAGUAGAGAAAACAACUCAGUUAGAUGAAUUAAUGCAAGACCACACAGGACCUGUUGAAUCACAGACCUGUCCGUCUCAAAUAGUGGCGUUUGAGCAAAUAUCUGAAGGUACAGAAAAAGCAGUGGAAACAGUUUGCUCAGUGGAAACGAUAGUGAGUGGAUCCAUUCCAUUCAACCAUGUUGAAGAGAUGACCUGUAGAACCAAAACAGUUGAGACUGAACUUGAUGAUGGACAAAUACAGAUGCUUGAAUUGCAUCAGUCAUCCUCCCUGAUUCCAACCACUGAGCUUGAAAAUGAAAACAGACAUAUGGUGUCCCUCCAGGAAGAAGUAGUGAAAAUGCAGUAUAUGACCCCAAGUGACACUCUAUCACUUGUAGCCACAGAAGGUUUACAAGAGACUGAAGAACAAGUUGUUACUUUGACACCAGUAGAAACACAGAUUGUUACUUUGACAUCAACUGAAAGACCUGAAGACUCAAAGAAUUAUGCUGGAAAUGCUUGUGAACAGGAUGUUGGACAGCCACACCUGGAAUCUUCUGAUGAACCUAAGGACUGUAUGGAACAAACAAAGGUAAACACACAUGAGUUUAGCUCAGAGAUACACUUGAGUGAGGAGAUAUCAGUUCAUACUCAGCCAUCUAUACACGACUCAGACAUAGCUAAGACACACACUCAACCUUCUAGAUAUGAAAUAGACACCGCUGAGGUCAUUAUAGUCAAGCAGAAACCUCGAAGUCGAGUGACCACAAAGUUGCCAGAACCAAAGAAACUCAAGAAAGGGAGACCUGCAAAGAAAACAAGCAAGAAAGCUAAAUCUAAGAGGCAAAUUUCAGAUAACCCUUUGAAACAGCAAACUGGCCAUAAUGAUACAGUUGUGAUCACACAGCAGAAAGUGUCAGCUCCACAUCCUCCAGAGUUAAUGACAACUGUAACCCAGCAAUCAAGAACAAAAGGUCAUGUUCUGAUGCAGUUUGGUCUUAGAAACAAAAAAGAAAAACUCUCUAAAACAGUGGGGCCUUCUAAGAAAUCCAAAAAGAGGGAUGAUGUUAAAAUACAAGAGAAAGGUGACUCCCAGCAGAAAAAGAUAAAGGGAGAUGGAGCAGGGAAAAUAAACAUGUCUGAAAAUAAAACUCAAACAGAAAUACUUAUCAAAUCACAGGAUCAAGAGCAACAUGGGUUGCAGAAAGAAGAGUCAAAAUCACAAAUCAAGUCUAGGAAAAGAAAAUUUAAAAUUCACAAAAUUACCAACAAUAGUCUGUUGGAGAAAGAGGGGAUUUCAGCACCUCUGCCUAAAAGGAAGAAGCAGGAAAAAAAUAAAAAGCCAAAGGGCCUUAAGAGGACAAAGAAAGCAGUCGUAAAGAAGAGCUUAAAACUGAAACCGAAAGAGGAAGAGGAAACCCCUGUUGCUAUAUCUCCUAAUCAAGUCAAGGCAGAUGCCCUGCUUCUACUGAAGGGGCACAAACAACCACAGCUGAAAGUUCAUAAACUUGAUGCUCCAAUAGCACAGCUAGAACUAGUGCCUUCAUGUCCAUCCUCAGUUGCUUCCAAUGAGGAAACUAAGAUGACUCCAACGAAACAAACACAAGAUCAUAAAAGCAAAUUAAAUAAAUCCAAGAAUCCAAAAAGGCCAAUCCAGGCAUGUGUAGAGUCCCCAUCUUCACCUAAUGUCAAGAACUCAUCCCUGCAUAAAAAUGUAAAGGCAGGUCGGAAAAAAAAGACCACAAAAGCUGGUGGAAAGAUAGCACCGCCCACCAAUUCCUCAAUAUGUGAUUGCGGGGCGAACUUCUCUGAUGUGUCCGCCUUACAGGAGCAUAUGGCAGCUGUCCACUCUGGUGAAACACAUGGACACUGUGGCUAUUCAAAUGGCACACUGUCUGAGGGUCACGUCAAGACGUCUGUAUCAAAUGAAGAACAACCCAAUAAUUCUGUUUGCCCUAAAAUGCUUGGUCUAGCAACAGACUGGGAUGCUGAGACAGAGAUGGUGGAACUAGGUCUGGGGGACAGAGAGGAAGAAAGAGUGUCUUUUCCAGCUCUGAGUCCGUCUCCAUCUCUACCUCAUGCACCUACAUUAGUGGAUGGUGAAUGUGAAGAGGCACAAAAAGAAGAUGCCAACAGUGUCACCACAGAGAAACAGUUGAAAGUGUUUUCUUCUGGUUCUAAAAGAAGCAAGCCACUACAGAGCAGUGUCUGUCUAGAAUCUACUCCAAUGUGUCAGACCCCUUCACAGGAACUCUCAACAGAGGCAGAACAGUUGACCAUCCCUAAGGUCCAAAAGAGGUCACCACGGCCAGACAAACAUCAGAAAGGAACAAGUGACAAAGGCCUUUUAGAGACUGGUGAGAAAAUGUCAGAGAUACAGGACGUGGCUGAUAAGAUGAAGAGCAUUUGUGAGUCAGAUGAGACUGUUGAGGAAGACAUGAAAGAUAACUUGCCUCUAGAUGUUAAUUUAGUCACUGUUCAAGAUGAAGAUCAGCUUGUCACCUCUCAGGACGUUGACUCAUCAGAAAGCUCUCAAAAAGAUGGUCAAAUAACUGGUGAAUUACCAAUGAUGCCAAGCCAUCAGAAUGUCCCGAACGUGAAUGAACCCAACCUUGAAUGUCCUUCAAAUAAAAAGAAUCUUGAACUUGUGGUGGACUUGAAUUCAAACAAAACUACUGCAGUUAAAGACUCCUCCACUGACCCUCCAGAGAUCAAACAAGAGGAUGUAGAAAUGGCAGUGCACACGGAGGAGAAGAAGUCUGCGCGUAACAGGAGUAAUACGACGAGAGGUAGAAAGAGGGGAGGCGGAAGAGGCAGGCGAGGAACUGGGAAAAAGAGGAACACAGGGAGAAGACCGGAAUCCAACCAGGAGUCUCUGAACGACAAUCCAGACGAAUGCCAGAUAGUCUACCAGCUCUAUCCAUUGGCCGCGGAUUCUGAUAAAUCUGUGGAGGGGAAUGGGCCUCAGGUUUGCACUAAUCCUUCCAGAUCUGACAUGGCAGAAUCACAAGAGGAUUCCUCUGAGGAGCAGGUGGUGUUUGAACUGGAGUCGGUCACUACAAGUGUUGAUAUCGUAAAAUCGGAAGGGGAACUCGACAGUCAAGACAGAAUGGAGGGAAGUUCGCCAGGCAUUCUCCUAGAAAAGUUUCUCACAUCACGAGGGAGUGGGAGCAGUGAAUCCACAGACAUUUCUAACAUGGUGGUGUGUGACUCUACGAAUGUACCAACCAAUGGGGCCACCACAGACCAUAGAACCACCACAUUGCCUUCACUGGGGACAUCAGGGGUGUUGAAUGUAAAGGAAGAGGAUCAGUCUCAACCUGUGAUGCCAUCCGUGCUUCCCCCUGAGGGAGCAGAUGCCAGGGCUCCUCUCAUAAAUCGCUCACUCUCUAAUGAGCCACAGCCAGGUGUGCAAAUGUUUGUGGUGAAGGAAGAGGACCCACUCGUUUUGAAUGAGCCUCAAAUUAUUCAAGAACCCACCAAUGGUAAUCCACCAAAGAGUCAUCUCUGCACUACUAGCACAGUUGCAGUCUCAGACCCGCCAGUGGAGAGCAAUAUGGCAGAUAAAGCAGCUGGGACGGCCACUCCAACAGUACAUCAACCCAUUGCCAAGCAGUGCAUUUUCUUUCCAGUAAAAGAGGAGGAGAGAGAAUUACUGCUGGAUCUUCCACAGAGAGCUGAAAAUCAGAGCAACGCAGGAGUGGAAGAAUAUGAUGACAUCUGUGAGAUAUCAACCCAGCAUGAAACACAAUGUGUGGACAGUGCCUUUGAAAAUGAUGAUGUGGGAGCGGACCAACACAACACUGCGGAACUAUUAAAAUUCCUUCAGCAGAGUUCUGAUAUAGAACACAGUGAAUGCACUGAUUCAGAACCAGAAGUAGAAACCCUUGCCAUGUCCUGUUACCAUGGUGGCAAAAGCACCGGCUUAGCAAAUCCCCCUGAUAGAUCAACCCAGGAAGCUGAUCAUAGGAAUGAUAACAGGCUCUCCCAGAAUGGUACCAGUUCACAAAAUGGUCAAAGGAAACCAAUUGACUACUUCACUCAGUAUUUUGACUGGAAGACGUGGCAGGAUGUUGCCAACAUCACUGCUAAAACAUCUAAAAUGUCAAGUCUAGUCACGGCAAAAGAGGUUUCUCAGUUUGUUGGGAUCCAUAUCGCCAUGGGAACGUUACAGUUUCCUAGCACAAAGCUGUAUUGGGAGGACUAUACCCAAGUGGCCCUUAUUGCUGAUGCCAUGUCAUCCUCCAGAUUUUCAGAGCUUCUCUCAAAACUGAGGCUUGCAGAAGAGAGCGGUUCCACAAGGCCUCAAGGGAAAGACAAGGUUGUGUCCGCUAACAGCACUACACAGUCCAGAGACCAUGAUUUACAAGUGUCAGAAACUGCAGAUGGACCAUAUAAAACUACACAAACAUACAGUACACAGUGUCUAUUAGAAACUGACCCACUUAAUAGAGUGCGUGUGUUGAUGGAAAAAGUUCAAAGAGCAUGUCAGGGUCUAAAGCGAGAGGGGAACCAUGGAGUCAGCCAGUACCCACUGUGGUUACUGCGAACCACAGCCAGUGCCGCCUACUCUCUACAUCAUACAGUAAUGUUGAGUACUUGUGGUUUGGUGGUGGACUUCAACUUGAGCUUGGAUGACUCUGACCGAGAAGAAACUGUUAAGCACAUGGUCCUAUCGGGUCAAAACAGUAGAGAAGGGAUGGUGUUUCUCUGCAAGCCUGAACUCUCCACUCCCUCCAUGCUGGAACAGCUUCUAGAGGCUGGUGUACAAAGUGCUGGCAAAGUUGGCGGGGCGAGGGGACAAGUAGGUGAUGAGUUUGUCAGCUCAGAUGGCAAACUGAAGCUGUUUCGAUGCCAUCAUGGUUUCAUCCUUUCGGCUGCUGUAAAGGGACGAUCCCGUUCGACAUCCCUAGUCAGUGGCUUUGAGCGGGCACUUAAAGCAGCAAAGCUCAACCGAGAUUUGCGCAACGCUUACCGUACGCCUUGCCUGUCGUCUCCCGCAGGCUGGCCACUGUCUGUUCUUUGGCACCUUACUGAUCUUGCACUGGUGAACUCUUGGCUGCAGUACAGGGGCGACCGCUGCAAUGAACAAGAACAGUUGUCCCUCAUGGCAUUCCGACUAGAAGUCUCCAAAGCACUGAUUCUCUUAAGCAGCGCUGAUGCCCAGGACGCAACUCCUCCCCAACCACCGGCUCCUGAGAGACCAGAACAGGGCUCAGUCCCAGGGUCAGCCUCUGUUUUUGAGACCCCGCUGCCAGACACGGCCGUACGGUAUGAUGGCGUGGGCCACUGGCCAGAACAAGUUGCUGAAGGAGAGGGAGCCAGGUGUCGGUUUGGGGGAUGUGAUCGGACAUCUCAGGUGCGGUGUCUGAAGUGUUGUGUGUUUCUGUGCAUCUCGCGCAAUCAUAACUGCUUUCUCAAAUUCCACAGCCAAGGGACUCUAUGAGGUUUUGCAUUGAUAUAGCAACGUGUGAAUGUUUGUUUGUUUGUUUUCCAGCACGUCCUAUACUUUUGUUUUGGCAUUUGCUGCCAUUUAAUGAAACAUAUUUUCCAUUUAAAAUUAAGGAAAAAAGGUUCUACUCUUGUAUUUUUCAUACAAUGAUUGAUUGAAGGAAAUCCACUCCUUUUGUUUCUGUAAUUAUUUUAUUUAUUUACCGCCAAUGGUCUGUGAAUUAUUUAUAUUUUUAUACAUUUGUUGUUGAGUAAAAACAGCCAUAAGGUCUGAAUGUGUUUUUGAAUGUCCAAGAAAAAUGUGUUUCCUGUUACUGCAGCUGUUACUGAUAAUUAAUUCUGUGAAACAAUUGACCCACUUUUAAUGUAUUUUAAUUUAAACUAAAUUCUGUGAAACAAUU